Messenger RNA from Suillus bovinus, 498 nucleotides. RefSeq lists its product as uncharacterized. The record is from RefSeq and is a predicted model, not a curated record. NCBI's taxonomy places the organism in Eukaryota, Fungi, Basidiomycota, Agaricomycetes, Boletales, Suillaceae. The transcript has a single exon. The coding region runs from base 1 to 498 and encodes 165 amino acids.
AUGAGAAUGGGAGAAUGGGGGAGAUGGGAGAACAGAGAAAAUGAGGAAAAUUGCAGAACAAGAGAACAGAGAACAAGAAAACAGGAGAAACAGAAAAUGGAAGAAUGGGAAAAAUGGGAGAACAGGAAAAUGGGAAAAGGGGGGAAAGAGGAGGAUGGGAGGACCACAGAAGGACCACAGAAGGAUGGGAGGACAACAGAAGGAUGGGAGGAGGACAACAGGAUGGGAGGACAACAGAAGGACAGGAGGAUGACAGAAGGACGGGAGGAUGACAGAAGGACGGGAGGACGACAACAGGAUGGGAGGACGACAACAGGAUGGGAGGAUGACAACAGGAUGGGAGGACGACAACAGGAUGGGAGGAUGACAACAGGACAGGGGGAUGACAGGACCGGAGGACAAGUGAGAUGGGAUCAACACAUUCAAUUUUACUUUUACUUUUCUCAUCUGCACAAAGAACAGGGAAACAGGAGAAUGGGAAAAUCAGAGAACUUAUGA